This is a messenger RNA of Fusarium verticillioides 7600, 828 nucleotides long. RefSeq lists its product as hypothetical. Gene Ontology annotation, biological process: nucleoside metabolic process. Gene Ontology annotation, molecular function: catalytic activity. The transcript has 2 exons. NCBI's taxonomy places the organism in Eukaryota, Fungi, Ascomycota, Sordariomycetes, Hypocreales, Nectriaceae. The record is from RefSeq and is a predicted model, not a curated record. Bases 1 to 828 code for a protein of 275 amino acids.
AUGGGGACGUAUGACGUUGUCGUGGCAUGUUUACCCAGAGCCGAGUACGGAAUAGCCCCAGCUGCAUCUGUAGCCAGAGACAUGUUACGAACCUUUCCCAAUAUUCGAGUUGGGCUUAUGUCAGCGUCCCUUCAGGAGAUAAAGGGGGGGGUCCUUCAUCACGCCCGCGGCAAGGCAGUGCAGCACCAAGAGUUCCAGUUGACCGAAUCAUUGAAUCAGCCGCCCCAGCUUCUGAGGACAGCUGUGGAUUUACUAGAAGCGGAUUAUAGAGAAAAAGGCCUUGAACUGAACAAAAGAAUCGAAGAAGCGCUCAAUAAACGCCAUCGCCUCAAGAAAUGGUAUACUCGUCCCUCAGCAGCGAAAGACAGACUCUAUGAAUCAAGUCACAUUCAUCGAGAAUCCCCAGUGUCUGCAGCAUGUAAAGACAACUGUGGCGAAGAAAGGCUCAUCACCUGGGAGACCCGAGGCGAAACGGGCGAUGAACCGAUGAUCCAUUGUGGUCUGAUUGCCAGCUCUGACAAGCUCAUGAGGGACGCAAUCAUCCGGGAUAAGCUAGCCAAGGAGGAGGGCGUGUUGUGCUUUGAGAUGGAAGCAGCUGGUUUGAUGAAUCACUUCCCCUGUCUAAUUAUCCGUGGGAUCUGCGACUAUUCCGACACACACAAGAACGAUGAGUGGCAGGAUUUUGCAGCCAUGACCGCUGCAGCGUAUGCGAAGGAGUUGCUUCAGAAGAUUUCACCAACCAACAUACAACAUCAGAAGCCUCUUGUUAAAGUUCUUGACAGUAGUGAACGAGAAUUUGAGACAAGAAAAUAUAGAAUCUCUAAGUAG